AUGCCGCCCCGCGCCCCAAUCGCGCCCCCAGCCCGGCUGACCACCGCCCGUGUCCAGCUUGCCAAUGGCCUAUCCAUGCCGCAGAUCCAUCUUGGAGUCUAUCUUACCGACGGUCGUGAGUGCUACCAGGCCGUCCUAUGGGCCCUGGAGGCUGGAUAUCGUGCCAUCGACUCAGCGCAGAUGUAUCAUAACGAGCGCGAGGUCGGACAGGCCAUCAAACACUUUCUCGCGAGCCCGGCCAACAGUCAAGGGCUGAAGCGAGAAGACAUCCAUUUCACCAGCAAGCUCGCUUCCAACACUUCGUACGACGCGGCAAGGCGGGCUAUUAAGCAGUCUCUGAAGGCGUGCGGUCUGGACUACAUUGAUCUGUUUCUCCUGCACAGCCCAUAUGGCGGCAGGCAGGCGCGGCUCGAUUGCUGGCGAGCCGUGGAGGAUGCGAUCGCGGACGGAGAGGUCAAGAUUGGAGGUGUGAGCAACUACGGCGUCAAACACCUCCAGGAACUGCUUGAUUCCAAGCCGCGUGUCCACCCUGCUGUCAACCAGAUUGAGGUGCACCCGUUCAACACGCGCACCGACAUCACGACGUUCUGCCAGCAGAACAAUAUCGUGGUCGAGGCAUACGCGCCGCUUGCGCGCGCGCUGCGGAUGCAGCACCCAGUGAUAGUAGCGCUGUCGAAGAAGUACGCGUGCACGCCGGCGCAGCUGCUCGUCCGCUGGAGCCUGCAGCAUGGCUACGUGCCUCUGCCAAAGAGUGUCAAGAAGGAGCGCAUCGUCGAGAAUGCCAGAGUCGGGGAGUUCGCGAUCGAGGAAGAGGACAUGACGGAGCUGGACGGCCUGGACGAGUACCUGGUGACUGAUUGGGACCCGACGGACUGCGCGUGA
Lasiodiplodia theobromae is the source of this 882-nucleotide messenger RNA. RefSeq names its product Aldo keto reductase. Bases 1 to 882 code for a protein of 293 amino acids. Gene Ontology annotation, molecular function: oxidoreductase activity. The record is from RefSeq and is a predicted model, not a curated record. Lineage: Eukaryota; Fungi; Ascomycota; Dothideomycetes; Botryosphaeriales; Botryosphaeriaceae. The transcript is spliced from 4 exons.